AUGUUAAAUAAGUUAACCCUUAGUUUCAAAUCAGAGGCUAUCGAAUAAGAAUUCAGAGAAAACCAAUAAUAAAAAAUAAAAGAAGAGUUUAAAUUAUUCACUAUAUAAUGUUUGGUAUAAAUAACAUGUUAAUGAAGUUGUACUUUCCUUUUUAUGUAUUGACCUACUUUUAAUCAUAAUACUUUAAUUUGAUUAGUAUUUUGAUAAUUUUAAUAAUCACUGGAUUGGUUGUGUUGUUUAAAUUGAUAAUUGACAAUUCUCCAAAUUGGAUCAACAUAAUAUUGCCUAUUUUAUAAAUUUUGUUUGCUCUCAUAUGGAGUGCGGAUAAUUUAUAGUCAGAAUAAUAUAUAACAAAAUACUCUUGGUUUUAUGGAUUUUAAUCAUUUUAUUUUCAUUAUGGUACUUAUUUUAUAUACAAUAGCCAUUAUGUAGCAAGGAUAUUAAAUAUUACCUUAGACCCUAAGCUUGUUGGGAUUAUAUGUGUAUUUCAUAAUCUUGUUUACUAAUGAUACCUUGGAAUUUAUAGCAUUAAGUCUGACAUAGUUUAGUGUUGUCAUAGGUCUUAUAUUUUUAAAAUAUACAAAUUUAAGGCUAAAACGAUUGCAAUUUAUUGAUCAUAGGGAAAGAAAUAAAUGGAUAAAAAUUAUAGAGUAGGUGGUAGAUUAUCAAUUGAUUGUGGUUUAAUUUGAUAAAAGGCAAGAUCAAAUCAUAAUGAAAUAAAUCAAUGAUGAAACCAAAGAGAAGUUUUAGAUUAAAGAUAAUCAAGAUCUAAGAAAAAUUUUAAGAGAUGUUUUAAUAUUUUUAUAACUCUAGAUGUAAAUUAUUACAAGUGGAACUUCUCAAAGCAAACCUAUAAAGGAAUCCUUAGAAAAGGCUAUUAGAGAUUAAUUUUGCCAUAACUAUUAGUAACUAGUACCAUCCUACGACGUUAUAUCCAAUGUUUUGAAAUAGGAAUUCAGAGUUAAAUUAAUUCAAUACAUAGUUUAAGAAGUUUAAUGUGUUAUCCUAGCUUUUGAUUGUUAGUCAAGGUAGGAGAUAAAAUCAGCAUUAAUGAAUCAAAAGCUCUCCGAAAAUAUAUUUCUUCAAUAUUCUUCUAACAUACUUUCUUGCAUAUGUAAUUAUCAUAAUAAGUUGGUUAUACUACAAUAAAUCGUUAAUUUACAAUUUUAUCGUAUAUGGGUGGAUAAUAAAAGAUUGAUUACAUAAAAAACUCAAAUAAAACUCCCGUCCCUAAUUUCUUAAUUGUAAAAUACUUUAUAAAGAAAGAUUAAAUUAAAAUAGAGUUUUGAAUUUAAUGAUUCUCUUUUGUUAAAUUUUAAUGCGUUAUAAAUGGUUUUGGUUGGAUUAACAUAAUUUGUUGAUCAUGACUUUAAGGUGGCAAUUAAAUUGAAUAAUCAGAUUCUUAUGAAACAUCUAACAUUUAAGAUUGAAACUAAAAAUACACUAGUUCCAAUUCAAAUUUGCAACUUAAUAUAAAGAUAGUUAGAUUUUGAUGAUAACAAUUGGAUCAAAAAUAAAUAAAAAAUUAUUGAAUGCAUCAAAAUUUUAUCAGACAAAAAACAAACAAAUCAGGAUGUGUUUUUGUUCUCUUUCAUCAUGUGCUCAUAUUUUUUGAAUUCAUCUUUUAAUUAAAGUAAAUUGAGAUUUUCAAAAAAAAAAGAUCAAAGAUAAAAAGUCACUUUCGAAAUAAUCAUAUGA
Messenger RNA from Paramecium octaurelia, 1698 nucleotides. NCBI's taxonomy places the organism in Eukaryota, Ciliophora, Oligohymenophorea, Peniculida, Parameciidae. The record is from the annotation of a GenBank genome assembly.